Molecule: messenger RNA, 10106 nt
Organism: Dermochelys coriacea (leatherback sea turtle)
Lineage: Eukaryota; Metazoa; Chordata; Testudines; Dermochelyidae
Gene: MAP4
Product: microtubule associated protein 4
Exons: 24
Coding region: 416-3343 (975 amino acids)
Biological process (GO): neuron projection development; microtubule cytoskeleton organization
Cellular component (GO): neuron projection
Molecular function (GO): microtubule binding
Source: RefSeq, a predicted model, not a curated record
GGUCCACGCCCUGCCGCCCACACGCUACGCUUCAGCCCAGCUUGCUGCCCUGUUGUCCCAGCGCCGCCUCAGCUCCUCCCGCGCUCGCCCCCACCCUCCGCCUCCCGCGCUCGCCAGGAUUGGCUGAGCGUGAGCUCGCUGCGCAGGGAUUGGCUGAACGCAGAGGCCCCGCCUUUUGUGUCAGCGGGCUAGGUUACUCAGCGUGAGGUCGGCGGCCGCCUAGUUGCGGGUGCCUUAGUACAACUCGUUCCCUCCCCCUCCCGGCCGGGCCCGCAGGGAGAGCGACGCUCAUCAGGCGGCUCCGUCCAGGCGGCUCCAGCAGCUCACAACCGCCAUCCCUCUCGAUAAGCAGUUUGUGGAGAUUAAGGACACACAAAGGGAACAUCUGCUUUUAAGGUUACAGAGGUGCUAAAGCAUGGCUGACUUGGAUCACAAUCUCAGUCUUGCAGAUGCUCUGACAGAACCACCAGCAGAAAUUGAGGAAGAAGUGAAACGAGAUUUCAUUGCCACCCUGGAAGCAGAGAAAUUUGAUGACGUGGUUGGAGAAACAGUGGGUAAAACCGACUAUAUCCCCCUACUGGAUGAUGAUGACGAUGCAAAGGCUGGGAGCCAGGAACCAAAAAGCAAGCCUCACACAGAUGGUGGUCAUGUAGAAAGUACUUCAGCUGUUGGACCAGCAGUGCUAGAGAAUGGUGACCAUGGAAUAGAAGAUGACAGUACAGUAUCCCCUAGAGAGCUCAUGGGUGAAAAAAUGUCCUACAAAGAGUUUCUGGAUCACGACGAGACCUGGGCGAUGGAUGAUAGAGACCUUUGCUUUGAAUCACAGUCGAUAUUCAGACCCAUGGAGGAGACAGAGCCCUUCAAGAUGCACAGAGAGGAUGUCCUGUCCGAUAUGCUGCUACGUCCUUCUGGGGAGACUCACCUACCAUUCACAGAGCAUUUUGAAGCUUCAGAAGAAGUUCAUGCACCCCAUGCAGCUGUGAUGGUACCUGAACUGCCUUCUUUGGGAUCCCCAUAUUCUCCUGCAGAAGUUAUAGAUCCAUCUGCUUUCAUGACCCUGGAUUCAACAACAGAGUCUCUGCUGAAUAUAGCAGCACCUGCAAGAGUGACAGUGCCUGAAGAACAUUGGCUGGGAGUUCAGUAUGCUGUGGAGGGACUAGAUGAAUCUUCCUUUGUAGAGCCACCAGAACCCACCAGGUUAGCUGAUGUAGCAGAACAAUAUUUGCCAAGUCCAGUGGCGGCUGCACCUUCUGCUGUUCCUUCUGCACUAACAGAGACUAUAGGAGAAACCAAAGCUACUGACACACCACAGGUUGAACUAACAGCAUCUGUUCCAGCUGUGGGAGAAGUAUCUGUUCAAGUGAUGGAACAAGUGUCUAUUCCUGUAGUGGAAGAGCUGAUGGUGUUUGAACCUUCUGUUGAGCAACACAAGUCCUCUCUUAAUGAACCUCCAACAGUAUCAUCUGCUCCAGCUGAGGUAAUGGAACAAAAAAUGACGGUCCCAGAAGCCUCUACUCCUGGUGCAGAUAGUACUCUUGUGGAAGAGAAUAAACCUUCUCCCAGCAAACAUACAGAGCAUCUUCUAAAGCCAAAUGAACUCCUCCCAGAGCUGGCAGUGGAAGCAAAAGAACUAUUGACAUUAAUAGAAACUAAAGAAACUCUUCCAGAAAAAACAGCUCCGGCUGCUGACCUGGCCAUAGUAGAGAAGCUGAAGGAAGAAGCUGAGCUUAGUCAUGCCCACCAUACAGAACCUCCACAAGAGAAAUCUCCACUGGAACCUACAGCAAAACCAGAAGAGAUAAAACCGGUGGAGCUUGUGACGGGAAAUGACAUCACAGCACCUCCAAACAAAGAGCUUCCUCCAAGCCCUGAGAAGAAGAUCAAGCCUUCAGCAUCCACACCAUCAGCAAAACCUGCAGCAACGAAAACCAAGCCACUGUCCACUACAAGCCCCAAGCGGCCAGCUUCUGCCACACCUGGCCAAAAUAAAAAACCCACCAGCCCUACUGCAGGUCCUACUUCGGCCACUACUCCCAAACGCCCAGCCACCAGUACUACACGUCCCUCCACUUUAACUCCUAAAGACACUAAACCAAAGGUAACAGAUGCGAAGAGCCCAGACAAACGGACCUCACUUUCAAAGCCACUGUCUGCUACGACACCUCGAGCUGCUGUAAAGGGCAGCCCUGCCACGCCCAGGACAACUGCAGCAUCUCCAAUUACAACAGCCUCCGGUCUGAGAAACACUGCUACUUCCCCACCCAAAAGGCCAACAUCUAUCAAGACUGAAACAAAGCUUGCAGAUGCCAGGAAGACCAGUGCGAAAUCACUAUCAGCAGACUUGAGCCGCCCAAAGAGUGCUCCUGCAAACUCUGCGAAGAGCAGUGCCACUACCCCCACUGCAACAACCCCAGGUACUCCUGUUUCACCUGGAGUUGCCACCAGCCGCCCCAAACCCAAGCCAGCUGCAGCCAGACCCACCACAGCAUCGAGUACAACUCCAGAAGCUAAAAAAACAUCAACAGUUAAAGCUCCACUUAAAACUAGCACUGUUCCCAAGCCACCUCGCCCAACCAGCAGUGUUUCUGCCUCUGACCUGAAGAACAUACGAUCCAAAAUCGGAUCAACAGAUAACAUUAAACACCAACCUGGUGGAGGAAGGGCUAAAGUAGAGAAAAAACCAGAAUCAGCCGGUGCUGCGCGAAAGUCUGAACCCAAUGCAGUCUCUAAAAUGGCUACUACUAAAACAACUGUAACAAAAGAGGGUGCACAAAAGCAGCCCAAUGGGAAAGUCCAGAUAGUCUCCAAAAAAGCGAACUACAGCCAUGUUCAGUCCAAGUGUGGUUCCAAGGACAAUAUUAAGCAUGUCCCUGGAGGUGGGAAUGUUCCAAAUGCCCAAAAGCCAGCUUCAGGCAGCCGCUCCCAGCCGUCCAUCGCCCCCAAACCCAGCCCAGGCAGUACCAAUGUGCAGAUUCAGAGCAAGAAAGUUGACAUUUCCAAAGUGUCCUCAAAGUGUGGCUCUAAAACGAAUAUUAAACACAAACCAGGGGGAGGAGAUGUCAAAAUCGAGAACCAGAAACUGAAUUUCAAGGAGAAGGCACAGGCAAAAGUGGGCUCUCUGGACAACGUGGGACACGUGCCAGCAGGAGGCACAAUGAAGCCUGAGGGGAGUGAAGAGGCAGCGCUGCUGGCUCAGGCCCCUCAGAAUGGAGAUGUGACAGAGCCCCAGGCCGGCUGUGAAAUGCAGGAGAAUGGAGUAGGGCCGACUGCGCCCGCUGUGGGUGGUGGUGGUGACCAAAGGGAAAUUCAGAGCUUCGGCACUCAGAUACAAGAAACAAAUUGAAUCCCACAAACUGAUGUUCCGUGAGAAGGCUAAGGCUCGCACGGACCACGGAGCGGACAUCAUCGUCGUCUCCAAAUCCCCCAACCUUUCCAGCAGCACUUCCCCCUGGUGUAGCACGUCCGUCAGCGAGAGCCUGGGCUCCAUCGCCUCCUCGUCACCGCUGCAACAGCCGGCUCCCCAUGCAGAAGACCUUUCUGCGAUGCUUUCUCAGCAAGGCUUGUGACUCGUCCCCACCCACCCCGCCUCCCAUGUGCUUCCCAGAGUAACUCAGCUUGGAUCCCUUAACCCGGCACUUGGCUUUAGGUGGGAAGGGGACAGCAUUUUAGCAGGGCUAGCUUCCCUUUCAGUGGUGCUGUCUGUCAACACAGCAAUGUAGUUGUUCACCCAUACAGCCCAGGAAUCUGAGGUUCAUUUCAUCGUGACAGUGGCUCUGCCUGCCCCAGUGUGUCUCAGGCUCUGGUGAUCUCGUGUUGGGUGGAAAGGGCAUCCUUUCCUCUCCUCACCUCCGAUCCUCUUGCUCUUAGGAGGACACCAGUGUGAGUCUGAAUGACGUGUUUCUUAGGGACAGGCAGCUGGAGAUCUCUAGACUAAACAUAUGCUUAAAGCCACUUCUCGUUCUGGGGAGGGCGCCAAGCCUCAUUCUAUUGCUGCGUUUGGGAGGAAGCAGUGGGGCUCUGCUGCGAGUGGCCAAAGCCAGGCCGGAGUUAAUGGGGAUAAGCUGUGAUCUUUCUCUUUUUUAACUUCUCCUCCUGCUGCUUCAGUUUCUGCUGUUCCUAUUUAAUGAUUAUCUAUAUUAUACACACACAUUAGGCUGUUUUAACUGUUGACUUUAACCGUUUCAUUUUUUUUUUGUGACGAAGUGCUGAUGAUUUAUUGUGCUAUGACCAUGCUAAGUUUCCUUUUCUCUCUUUCCUUCUUUCCCUAACCAUAGGAAUAAAGACAUUAACCGCUGCUGCAGUGCUGGCUUCUUAUCGACAUAUCCAGCAAUUGUAACUGUUUUCUUUGUGUUGUUUUUUUUAAAUAUUUUUAAAUGAUGGAGCAAAUUCAUGGGAUUAAGCCAUGUCUGAAAGGAAAGGCAUAAGAAUGUGCUAAAAAAAAAAAAUCUCUUGCUGUAACAGUUCAACCAAGCCUUGUAUUGACUGCAACAAGUGAUGCUAAAGGGAUGCUUAGAGAACCUCCUAUCGGGGUAAAUAACCAAGCCCUAGAGGAUGCCCUGGCACCUUUGUAGUUGCUUCUGUUGGAUUAACAAAAGGCGCAAAGUAUAUUUAUUAACUCGAAUAGCCACAGACCGUUUGUUGUUUUUUUUCUUUGCCAUGGUAUCAGGCCGGGGUUAGGGUAUCAGACCAGGAAGCUGCUUCAAACAGUAUGUUGCAGGUUAAUGCAGGGUGUGUGUGUUCUGAUGCAAGGGAUCCAGUGUGAUAUGUAUUAUUUUUUAACAAAUGUUAAAUGUAGGGGUCAACAGAUUACCUGGCUAGAUGCAAUCUGGUGGGAGGCUAGGAUGGGGAAGAAGUGAACAGCUGCCUCCCAUCCAGGGAGCCAGAGAGGGAAAGCUGAAUGUCUGUGAAAGGUUGGGAGGGGCAGAGUAGACAGGCUUACAAUAUGAAGGCGCGUUACAGCCCUGGCUUGUCAAGAGAUCACACACCAUUGUGGGUUGAGCUCCUUGUAUUAUGUUGCAAACGACACUAAAGAAACAAAAUGUAUAUAAAAAAUCUGGUGGUCUUGAGUCAUCAAACUAACUUAAAGCAAAAAGCAGGAUAACAAAACACAGGGAACAAAGUUAACUGAAGACAGACGUCCGCUAAGGGGGCUGGCCAAUUUGAAGGGGGGGUGGAGAGGAGCCCACAGCUUCCUCUGCUUGUGGGAAUAGUUCUCUUUGGGAAGCUGACAGGUGACACGAUAACCCGGAAUCUGUAUUUACACACAAAGAUUCUUAUUGCACUUGUAUUUUUUAUAUUAAAGUUUGCAUGAUUUCUAAUAAAAUGGCAUUAAAAUGUAAUAGUUUGCAUCCAAGUGGUCUGCUAGUCUUGUAAGUGCUUUUUCCACUAAAUACAAAAUUGAAUAAACAAUGCAGAUUUGCACCUGAAAGGGGCUGUUAUAUAUACCCUGUUCUCUCCAUAAAACUCCCUCUGUUCCCCUCUUCCCCAUCACUACCACCUUUCCUCUCCAAUUCAUGCCACACGCAUGGUACCCUAGGACCAGGGAGAAGCUGCUGGGCUCAUCAAAUUCUCCUGCCCUCUGUGCUUGGAAGUUCCACAUAGUUGUUUACAUCUUUCAGUGCUUGUUUUGAGGGCCCAUCCCGAGGGGGUUCAGAUUCUCGUAACCUUCUUUCUUUCCUCCAGUGUUUACCUUGCUCUGGAGAGAUGGACGCUGGAGACCUAGGGCUGAGGCUGCACAACCAGAGGCAGCCGGGGCAGCACCAUACCCAGUAAGCCAGUAAUAGCCAACCCAUCCAUUGAAAGAUUGCUCCCCGUGGGGUGGAUUAGAAGGUGGCCCCAUAGCCAUUGCACUUGCUGUCCUGCUGCCUCAGUAAGGGAGGAGAACCUAUUCGAUGUCAAGCGUCCUCCCAGGGUAAAAUGGCUGAAUGGUGUUGUGAUGCCCUGAAGCAUUGUGACAGCUGCUCUGGCUCUGCAGGUGCUGGCUCAGAUCUCUAUGAACAUCAAGACAGACGCAUCCACCUGCAUGUACCCCUCCCGGUAUAUAUCACUGCCCCUUCUCUGAUGCUUCCUACGUUUUGUUACUAAAUUCUAAACACCAGUGAGAUCUCUUUAAAUCUGUGAAUUGGGAUUGAGCGGGAAGGGGGUAUUUGAGCCAGAGAAAUGGUUUUAAGAGUUAAUCCCCUUAACAGGAAAAGGCACAGACUUUGCUUCCCAAGGCAAUAAUGGAAGUUUGCUCUGAAAUAGGAGACCUGACAGGGUUGCAAUGGCUAGCGCAUUUCUGCAGUAGGGUAGGUGCACAUCACCCAAUGAUAAUCUUUCAGUCCUGUGUCUGCAGGUAUGUGGAGUCCCAGCUAAAUUCCUGUUUAAUGCCAGAUGCUGGGAUUGGUGGUAAUCUGAUGUCAGGCUUGGGGCUCCCCUCCAGACCCAGGAGUUGAGAAAUGUGCACUAAUGAGCAAGGUGCCUGUGCGGGAGUAGCUGAUAACAGACUCCAGCCACUGCUGUAAAAUCCAGCCAUGUGCUCCAGAUACAUAUGGCCAAGGUUCAUUUGUUUUCUUCUGAAUUACUCAGAGAGAGGUGGAAGCUGAAAUACCACGUUAUUUUCACUUCAUGCUGCUAGAGACCACAGGGAAGAGUAAAGCCAUUGAGGCAGGAUGUCUGAUGGUCCUUUUUACCAAUUUCACAAGGUGGCGAGUGUUUAGUUCGGGGACCCUGAUAGGAAGGCAGAUAGCAACAUUGCACUUUAUGUUCUGAGAUUGCAAAAAAAGAAAGAAAAAAACUUGUUUUAUCGAGUUAAGUUUUACCUCCUCCUCAUCCCUCUUGAUUGCUUUUCUCCAAUGAAUUGGUCUGCAGCAGAGCGAAGGCCUCUCUCUAAAUGUGCACAAACCGUCCCAAACUCUCACAGGUUUCAGCUGAACGCUAAGAGCUCUUUGUGCUUCUGUGCCACUUCUCUCUAACAUUUGUUGUGCCUGUUUGAGUGACUUAAACUAGAUCCAGAUAUACCAGUUUGGUUUUGCUAGGACAGCUUCAGUUUUACUAAGAAUUUUUGAUUUUACUUUAAAGAAAUAGCUGUAAGUAUUGCUAGCCUGGGAAUAGUUGUGUGUGUGUGUGUGUGUGUGUGUGUGUUUGAUAUGGUUCUGGUUUCCUAUGUAGAGGGAUGGGAGCAAGCGCUGAGUUAUGCUGAGACCUGAAAAUGAAAGCUGUGGGAAGCGUUACUGGCUAUUCUGCAGCAGGUUGGAAAAUCUCUCCGAGAAGCUGAAAAUCCCAUUAGUCCUGGUCUGCCUUUAAAUAUUUGGGACAUUGACCCGCUAAUUGAAAACUCCUGAGCUGUUGCCCCUCACGGCUCAAUGCUGCUUCCAUUGCAGUCAACCACUGACUCCAGUGGGAGCAGGAUCGGCCCCCAUGUGGGGAAAGGCUUCUGAGCUGUGUUGACAUGCACUGCUUGAAGGAGCCAGAGGUUCUCUCUCCAACUGCAUCUUCUCCAGAUGACGCAUGUAAAACAGAAGGCUUCUCCUGAGCCAGGCUCCUCUUCCCAGACAUUAGGGAUGCCAGUUGGGCAGGGUUCAACUGGCAGGAUGUAGAAUAAUGCAAGGGAUUUGUGUGUAUUCUUGUUAGGGUUGAUCCUAGGACUAUGUAGUAAAUGAAUUCCCUUUUUAAAAGUGAUGAGUUGAGUCUGAAUUAAAUGCGGCUUGAAUGUAAAUGUUCCUGGCCUCAGAUGCCCUUGUAGAAACCAGAGGAAUUCCCUGGGUUUCAGGUAUCUGCAAGAAGCUAGCAUGGCUUGGGACAGGUGGGCUGGGGUUUGCAUGUUUUUCCCUGCUGGCAGUCAGGUUGGGUUUCGUAAGCACAUCUGACAGGAAGCUUUAGGCUACAGUGGACUUGACUCACAAUGGAUGGGGCAUAAAAGCAACCUGCUGCUGUGGUCUCAGUGCAGAGCAGCCCCCUGGCAGAGUGUGAUGGGCUGGAAAUGGGGAUCUGCCCUGUUAGCAAGAGCAGCUCCAUUGUAGCCAUGGCAAGGCUAGAUGGGAAUGUGUGUCCUAGGGCCAUGACAAGUCUUACCUUUGGGGGAAAAGGAAUCUUUUUCUGGGCUUGUGGUUAAAGCUGAGAUUGGCUUUGAGAUGUCUGUAAUGGCUGCUGCGGUGAAAGGCUAACAGGUGAGGUUAAUAGGCUCUUUGGAAAGUGACUCCUGCAGGAGCUUGGAGGUUCCUUUUCUGUGAUGACUCUUGGUUCCACCUUCCAUACUUGCUCUCUCUCGCACACCAGCAUGUCGCAUUGGGGUGCAGUCAGGGCCUCUGUGGGAACGGCUGGCUGCUCAGUGCCUGGGGAUUGUUUAGUUGACAGUGACGUACAUGGUUCAGUGGGGCUUUAAUACUGUAAAACAAAGGACAUUCAAAUAAACAAAAGUGGAUCAACUCAAGGCCACAACAGCAGGAGGCUGCACGGUCUGGCUGCUUUGGCCUUUGCUGUUCUGGGGCUGCAUGUGUUCUGCUGUGCAGCACCUGGCCCCAGAGGCUGGGCUACAGCCUUAAUGUGCCUCCCGUUGUCAUGCUUGGUCCCUUACUGCUAAGUGAGUGUAGUUCCUUAUGCUGAUCCUUGCUGUUGUCCCCUGUACACGGAGUAGUGCGUCAGUGUGAAUGAGGCUCUAGACUAGAACCAUUGUGUGUUUGGUGCCCUCUGAGCAGAAUUUUGUUCUCUGACAUGAGAACUCAGGGUCUUCCAGAUUCUCGAACUGCCAGGAUGCCCCAUGUUCCAUCUCCACCACAGGAGAUGGAAAGAAAAUGCCAAGACCUCUUUAGCUUUUGCUGGACCACCGAGCAAAGACUCAGUAGGAAGAGUAACUGGUUAGUUGGCUGGAGAACAGCGUCAUCUUUUUGGGGUGGAAGAAAUGUCAUUCUGCCCAAGUAUAUGCAGUGUUGUUGUAGCCGUGUUGGUCCCAGGAUAUUAGAGAGACACGCUGGGUGAAGUCGCAUCUUUUAUUGGGCUGACUUCUGCUGGUUAGAGAGACAAGCUUUUGAGCUACACAGAGCACAAAAGCUUCUCUCUCACCAACAGAAGUUGGUCCAAUAAAAGAUGUGACCUCCCCCAUCUUGUUACUCUGCCCAAGGGCAGUUUGUGUGUGUGUGUGUGUGGGGGGAAUUCACAAGAAGAUUCUUUGCUUCCAAGAGGAAGGAGUUUGACAAGUAGUAGAAGCCAAGAUAAACGUAGAACUGUGGAAGACAGCUGUGGAAAGCAUCCUCCACCUUUUGUUGCCCUUUGCCACUGACGAUCUAGCUACUAUAUUUUUCCUUCUCAUAAAAGUCUCAAUACAGGAUGGCAUCCAGUGUAAGAUCAGUCAAGACUCCUUUAUUCCAGCCCUCUGCUGACUUCUCUUUCUGGCAUUUGGUAUUGCCUGAAGGCUCAGUAAUCCCUUAACAUAGGUACAUGGUGGAAAAGGCAUAGAAGGAAAGGAGGAGAGGGGGGUGGACUGAGAGGCAGGUAUGCUCUGAGCACAGGGCUAGGAGCAAGGAACACUGGAGUUCUAAUACUGGCUUCGAUAUUGUCUCCCUCUGUAGUCUUGGGAAAUCACUUAACCUCUCAGGCUCAGUUUCCUCAUCUGCAAAACGGGGAUAAUAAUAGUUACCUCACAGUGGAGGUGUGAGGUAGGAUUAGUGUGUAUUAGGUGCUCUCUAAGGGUUAAGUAUUAACAUUUUUGUAUUGUAGGAAUAUUAUACAGAGGCUCCUUCCGCAUCACGAGAUGCACCAUAAUGACUGAGGAGAGCACGGAGAUGUCCGGUUUUUGGCAGCGACUGUGCAGCCAACUGUUGCUAUAAUGUUGAGUGAUACAAAUGUUCCUAUAAUCUAGAGGGUGCUGAUGGGAGGGGGGAGAUUAUUGCAUGGAUGUAAAGGCUGAGGCUCCAGCUACUUGGGAGAGGUGGUAGAAUACUAGAGGGGGAGUGCAAACCCCUGGUACUGACGCCAGGGAGUGAAUUCAUACUGGUUUACUUCUGCCUUUGUUUCACCCUCCUUGUUGACUGUACAAGACUGGUGUCUCCAUUAGCAACAUUUCCUGAUUUGACGUUGUGAUUCUUACUAUUGUAAAGGAUUGAAAUAAAGCUUCUAGAUGUUGAACCUUG